CGCUUAGGCUUGGCAGUCUGGCAUCAGUGUCGUGCCUUGUGAAAGCAUCACUGGCUAUGGCGCAUGUAGAUGGCCGCGACUCGCCUCAGGCAUCGGGAACUCUUCUUACAGCAGAGGAGGAGAUGCAGUACCAGCGCGCCCUAUGGGUGAACCGGCUCCUGAAGGAGCAGUUGGCCACCCAGACGCAGGGCCUGUCACUGAAGGAGAUCGAGGAGGCGCAGGGUCAGAUCCAAGCGAGGAUGCGCCAGGCUGCGCGCUUGCAGGCAUGGUCCUCCCAACAUGGACCAGAACCAGUGAGUGCCAGGAGCUAUGCGCGGUCGCCGCGGCGAAGUCACACACAGCAGGCUCGCGCCCAGCACAUGUCCUCCUGUGAAGUGAAUCGAAGGAAGCAGCAGCACCGCAUCAAGGAGGAGAACCUGGGAAUCCUGCAGCGUUUGGAGAACGUGAAGAGCAGCUUCACCCCCCGAAUGCCUUCCAGCCUCAUUCCAAAGAUCUCAGCACGCAACAGGCUUCUGAAUGGGCAUUGACCGCAAGCGCGUGCUCGAUGCGGUUUCUGCCUCUCACCUCCACUUAGGCUCGCUUGUACUUGCUCCAAAACGGAGCUGGAAAAAAUGCACGCAAACAGAGGCAUUUGAAGCACAGUGGGGUUGAAUCUUGUCCGCUGUUUGCAGAGAGCAAGC
Molecule: messenger RNA, 680 nt
Organism: Effrenium voratum
Lineage: Eukaryota; Dinophyceae; Suessiales; Symbiodiniaceae
Source: the annotation of a GenBank genome assembly